Molecule: messenger RNA, 1248 nt
Organism: Dibothriocephalus latus
Lineage: Eukaryota; Metazoa; Platyhelminthes; Cestoda; Diphyllobothriidea; Diphyllobothriidae
Source: the annotation of a GenBank genome assembly
AUGUGUGAGAAGACAGAAAAUAUAACCGAUGGUAUUGAGCCUAUUUGGCUGACAAUUAAGGCACCGGGAUUGCAGCACCUGGAAGCCAUGACCGUCUACCGACCACCGAGGACAGACACUAAUGCAGAAAUGAUGGCGGAGAAGGACGCUCUGCUCGCCGAGGGUAAUAGCAACUAUGGAAGCACAAGUCCCUUUUCAAAUGACAAUCAGUUAGAAACCAAUUGUGCAAACGCUUUGCAAUAUGAUGUUUCUACUGAACCUAUACUCGAACCAGAGGAUUUGUACAAGCUGAGACAAAAGACAAGUUCUGUAUCAGCGCUGAUGAACUUUAUAAACAGUAACAUAGGAACAGGAAUUCUGGCUCUUCCUGUAGCUUUUAAGUAUUCCGGCUUGUGGAUGGGUCUAUUUUUGCUAACUUUCUACGGUUGUUUGUCAUGUUACCAGAUGCAUGUACUUUUAAGGACCGCCGAGUCCCUCAUAGUGCGUCAUGAACUCGAUCGUUCAACGAUGGACUAUACGGAAACCGUAUUUACAGUAUUCAAAUAUGGUCCAGUUAGCUUAAGGAAAUACAAAGAAAAGUACAAACAUUUAGUCAAUGUGUUUCUGUUGAUUACGCAGGUUGGAUUUUGCUGCGUAUACAUCCUAUUUAUAUCGGAAAAUAUUAAAUACUUCAUCGAAAUCGUUGCUCCCGACAAGUAUACGAAUAUCUUUCUCAUUGGGUUCCUCGUAACUCUUGCUAUACUACCACUUACUCAAAUAACAAGCAUGCGUAUCUUUGCGUUAAUGUCUGCGAUCGCCAUCGGAGUCACGGUGAUCGGUCUUGCGUUGAUUUUUGCCUACUUGCUAUCUACGGGCCUACUUGACCCACACAAUCUGGCGUGGUACAAACCGUUUGACGAAAUUCUCGUCGCACUAGGGAUAUUCAUUUUCACCUUCGAGGGAAUCAGUCUCACACUGCCAAUUCGCAAUCAUAUGACCAACCCACAAAAGUUUGUGUUGCCCUUCGGUGUCCUCAACAUGGCCAUGGUCAUGGUCAUUUCAUUGUUCUGCCUACUCGGAUUCUUUGGCUACCUAUGUUUCGGCGAGGACACUCUGAGCAGCAUCACCUACAACAUUCCGCAUUUCCCCGUGUACGUUGUCUCCCCACAUUUUUUGCCUGCUUUAUAUGUGCGUCGCCUGUGGUUUAUCGCGGCCUCUGCAGUACGUCUAGGUUUAGCAGUCCCAGAAGUCUCAACUCUAUCCAACUGA